Messenger RNA from Nematocida major, 195 nucleotides. Its product is annotated as small subunit ribosomal protein S29e. Gene Ontology annotation, biological process: translation. The record is from RefSeq and is a predicted model, not a curated record. The transcript has a single exon. NCBI's taxonomy places the organism in Eukaryota, Fungi, Microsporidia. Gene Ontology annotation, molecular function: zinc ion binding; structural constituent of ribosome. The coding region runs from base 1 to 195 and encodes 64 amino acids. Gene Ontology annotation, cellular component: cytosolic small ribosomal subunit; ribosome.
AUGACAAACCAAGUUAUAGCAGAUAUUAACUCACUCACGGUUUUAGAGAAGAACCCCAUUCCAAAAGGAAAAGGAUCAAGAUCAUGCAGAGCAUGCAUGUCUAGACGAGGACUUAUUAGAAAAUACGAUAUGAUGAUUUGCCGUAGAUGCUUUAGAGAGUACGCUGAAGACAUAGGCUUUGAGAAGAUGAGCUAA